Molecule: messenger RNA, 1047 nt
Organism: Bicyclus anynana (squinting bush brown)
Lineage: Eukaryota; Metazoa; Arthropoda; Insecta; Lepidoptera; Nymphalidae
Product: NADH-ubiquinone oxidoreductase chain 2-like
Exons: 1
Biological process (GO): mitochondrial electron transport, NADH to ubiquinone
Molecular function (GO): NADH dehydrogenase (ubiquinone) activity
Source: RefSeq, a predicted model, not a curated record
AUGAGCCCCUAUGUCUUAGCCCUUCUAUUAUUUAGCCUCGGCCUAGGAACUACAAUAACCUUCGCAAGCUCCCACUGAUUGCUAGCCUGAGUAGGCCUCGAAAUUAAUACCCUCGCGAUUAUUCCCCUAAUAACACAAAAUCACCACCCCCGAGCAGUUGAGGCGGCCACCAAAUAUUUCCUCAUCCAAGCUGCUGCUGCUGCCGUACUACUUUUUGCUGGUACAACAAAUGCCUGACUCACCGGGCAAUGAGAAAUCCAACAGGCCGCCCACCCCUUCCCAAUUACUGUCAUCACCCUCGCCCUCGCCCUUAAACUCGGACUUGCCCCCCUACAUUCUUGAGUGCCUGAAGUACUUCAGGGCUUGAACCUAUCCACAGGACUAGUUUUAGCCACCUGACAAAAACUAGCCCCUCUCGCUCUCCUCCUCCAAAUCCAGCCCCCCAACUCCUCCCUUCUCAUUUUUUUGGGCUUAGCAUCCACCCUUAUCGGGGGCUGAGGGGGCCUAAACCAAACCCAGCUCCGCAAAAUCCUCGCCUACUCCUCCACCGCUCAACUAGGCUGAAUAGUUCUAGUCCUACAAUUUGCCCCUUCUCUAACCACCCUCGCUGUAUCAGUGUACAUCACCGCCGCAGCCGCAACAUUCCUGACCCUAAAACUAGCCAAAGCCACAAACAUUAAUAUACUAGCCAUCUCCUGAGCAAAAGCACCAGCACUCGUGGCCCUCACCCCCCUUGUGCUUCUAUCUCUGGGGGGCCUCCCUCCCAUGACAGGAUUUAUACCCAAGUGAUUAAUCCUCCAAGAACUCUCUAAGCAAGAACUAGCCCCUGCCGCUACCCUCGCGGCGCUUACUGCGCUCCUUAGUCUCUACUACUACCUCCGACUUACAUACGCCAUAACCCUCACUAUAUUCCCAAAUAAUCUUACGGGCACACCCCCUUGACGCCUGCGACCCCGUCAACUCACACUUCCCCUAGCUUGCCUGGCCAUCGCCACUAUUUCACUACUACCCCUUACCCCCGCGGCAGUAGCCCUGGUAGCCCUAUAA